UACCAGCUCGCUAAGGAAAAAAUACCCCUGGUGCAAAAAAAAGCCGCCCGAGAAUAGAUGAGUCUAUGUCAUCUUCCUGACCUUUUCCAUUCGAUCGCAAAAUAUACCUAUAGAGGAAAAGUUCGGAGUAUCAAAGUUUUCCAUUCGCUUUUCAACCACAAUGAGCUGACCCCUAAAAGCUGGAAACGCUUCGAUCAUCGUGCACCUGUGGGGGCUGAGGCUUCGUUUGAGACUAUCAAUCUUUCAAUUUCCUCUAAGCCAUUUUUCCAGCCUGGCUGAGCGUGUCUGAGCGGAACUAUGGCCACCUCUCUCACCGGAUCCUUUCAUUGGUAUAGCUUUCUCAUUCCUUGAACUCUGGGAGUGAUGUCUGUCACAUUAACAUUUCGUUAAAAGUUUCAUCAGCCAUCCGCUUCUCCUCUACGAUGAAAGGCACCAGAUAUACCAACAGAGGUGUAUUUGACCGCACGUUUCGCGGGAGAAGCCCAAGGUGCAAGUGUUUGACAAUCACUGCUUUAGUUAUCGCCAUCCUUAUCAUCAUAAUUAUUCCCACUGCUGUUGUUGUUACCCAAAGAAAUUCACUUCUUCCAAUUCUUCCAGCCACCGUUUUGGUACCGCUUUAUAUCUAUCCCACCUAUGACAGAACUUAUGAUCCCCUUCACAAUGCGUACGUCUUCCCAUUUCACCCUGUCAAAACGAAGCUGAUUAUUCCAGAUAGUGUUCAAGCACAUCCUAAGCUAAACUUCACCGUUAUCAUUAACCCAUCAAGCGGCCCUGGCUCGUCACCGUUACCAGAUAGCAGUUACACACCAGAGAUACAGAAAAUGAAUGCAUUUCCGAAUGUGAGAACCGUUGGCUACGUUCGAACAGGAUAUGGGUCGAGAAAUAUCAGCGAGGUGCUUGCGGAUGUGAAUACAUAUUCAGGAUGGGCCUCCAAUCAAAGUGCCAAUAUUGCGAUGCAUGGAAUAUUUUUUGAUGAAGCUCCGUACCUUUAUUCACAGCAGAAUGCUGCAUUCUUGGUGACGAUCAACCAAGCCGUGAAGAAUUCUACAGGUAUCCAACCAGAUCGCAUCGUAAGUCUUUUCUCCCCAGCCCUUGUGCUAUGUUACGAAAUGAUGCUCACCUGGUUCAAAGACGAUACACAAUCCUGGCACAGUACCCGAUGCUCGACUCGUCGACGACAGCACAGAUUUCACCGUGGUAUUUGAGGGAUCAUAUCAAGAAUUUAAAGAGAAGCAAGGAUCCCUAUCAACCCUACCCCAACCUCGCUCGAAAUACUCUAAUGUGGUUCAUUCGAUUCCAAAGCUCAGCAAACAUUCCAUACACAAUUUCGUGGCAGAAGUGAGCCAGCAUUCUACACUGUUCUCACUGACCGAUGUAAAUGUUAACUUCUAUGAGAAGUUUGGGUCGCGGUGGGGUAACUAUAUCAAUUACUAUGUAUGAGUUGAGAGAAGUCAAAGAGCGUAUUCUAAAUGUAUAAUUCCUGCUUAGAUGUUUAUAAAUUGUAAGAAUACUUUGAUAUUACUGUAUGUAAACUUAUUUAUAGAAAGUUUUAUACCCGCUAAACUAGAAGCAUUCGCAAAAUCAAUGCGGUCAUGUGCGGGUUUGGUACCGUUGACAUUUCAGUUCCGUUUCGAUAGACAAAGUACCUCAGACAAUUUCGUAAGUUGUCCCAGUACAAUAUCUUUUUCGGAGUGUAUCUAAAACAAUUACGGGCUCUCUGACUAUUUCCUCGCUCACAUCUCACGAAACAUUAGUUGCUUACAUUGAUCCAUCUGUGUGUUCAUCUAAUUUCGUUGUUGUACAGCAGCUUGAAUCCCUUGGUGCCUAAAACAACCAACCUCACGCAGUCAGGGAUGGUAAAACGGGUGCUCCCAUAUGUCACUGAGCCCCCAGACCAGGCUGUGGUGACCUGCGUUUGGCGAUACGAGGGCAAGGCACCCCUGGAAUCCGCAUGUGUCGAUAUAAAGUUGGAACAACUCGCAGAUUUAUAUUGUACUUCUAUUUUCUUGGUGUUUUUGCAGAUUUCGAAAAGCCUCCUUCCUAUUCUGAAAACUUUGCAUCUGCCUUAGACGAUUUGAACGGUAUCAAAGAAGAAAAAUAAAUCCCUCAACAUCUCUCGUCAUCUUCAUGGGCGGUGACUGGUAGGCUCUUCUAGCUCUUUUUUUUUGUGCUACCUCUGUGCAGUUAUACAGUUAUAACAAUAACAAAGCAGUCAAUUUAAGUGGCUGCAGUCAGCUUGAGGAGACUGUUGGGCCUAUCUUGGAAGGUGCAUCCAGGCGGUGCAUUUACUUCGCAACAGAAUGCCUUAGACCAAUACAUUUAGCCUAACGUUGCAUCUAGUUCCAAAGGCUUCCGGCGGCCAAGUCGCACGAAACAUAAACACCUGUACCUAAUGCCUCAUUCUAGUCCACCUCCGUCUGCGGUCCUGAUCCCACUCUACAUCUAUCCUCUGCCUCAUGCAUGGACGCCCCUGUACGAAGCGUAAGUGUACACCCACAUCUCAAGCUCACUUUCAAUCUUACCCUACCCCCAUCCCAUUCUGUUCGUGUCAAUGUGUCCCUUCGCCGAGAUGUUUCCUACAACGGUUUUCAGGUUUUCAGGGGUCGGAACACCUAUGUGCCACUGUGAUGGCGUUAUGAGAGAGCCUCUCCGAUAAAUCAUACUCUUUUCAGACAAGACUUCACUAACGGUUCUAGAAUUUCUACAUAUCCGAAUGUGACUUUUGUGGUGAUAAUAAAUCCGCAUAAUGGGCCAGGUGCUUCGUCUCAACCCGACGCCGCCUACUCACGGGAACUUGGCAAGCUGAGCGUAUUGGCCAAUGUGAGACUCGUGGGAUACGUGCGCGUUAACUACUGCGAGAGAAAUCUGGCCGAAGUUCUUGAGGAUAUCAACAAGUAUGCGGGAUGGUCGAAAACAGCGAUCCGAUCAUCGUCCCCGACACCGUCAGAUUCUGCACAGAUGAGUGUGGCGGUACACGGCAUCUUCGUUGACGAGACGCCCAAUUCGUACACAGAAGAGAGAGCCAUGUACCUGGAGAAUGUGACCAGCCUGGUGAAGAAAACACCGGGAAUCUUGGGUGAUUGUGUGGUAGGUCUUCCUUCUUGCUUCUCGUCCCUUUUCGUUAUAUGUUGUCGUCGUCGUCAUCUGAUCUACUUGAUCGUCUCUUCUUAUGCUCAAUACCAAUUACUCACCGGCACGGCAUAACCUUAGGUCAUCCAUAACCCAGGUACAGUUCCUGACAUCGAACUUGCCGAAUCAGGGCCCGAUAUUACCACGGUAGUGGAGGAAAGUUGGUCAAACUAUCAGUCGGAAGCGCUUCAAGAGCGCAUGUCGUCGCUCUUACGUUAUGACCGAAACCAAUGCAGUUUUAUGGUGCAUUCGGUGCCCGUAGAGGAGGUCUCCCGACUGGUGCAAGAAUUGCGCCAUCGUGGUGCAUAUCUCUUCGUCACGGAUCUGCGCGAGGAUUACUAUUGCCGCUUUGGGAAAAGCUGGGGUGAUUUUGUCAAGGCCAUGGCGGCGUAGUGGGGCAGUGAUGAAUACGAGCCGGAUACCAGCAUCGUGGUGUGGUGUGGCUUCCGCAAGCGAGAUGGUCUGUGAAUGGUAUAGCAACAUAAAACUUUUGGCAUCAAAGAGCUCUUGCUACCGUGGUGAGGAAUGCACAUUUGUCUUGACUGGCUGGAGCUGAGAAGAGACAGCUCAAGCGUUCGAAAUCGGAAAUCUAUGCCGCGAAUGAGCGCAAGUCAUUCUCGGGCCUUCAGCUCAACCGGGUCUGGCUGUUGAAGCAUGGGUAGUUCAAAAAGAUUGACUGGAAUUGGAGCAAAGAUGAAUUGCUGAAUCCGGAAACUUAGAUGUUUGCACAACGUGACUUUUUUUAAACGACAAUCUAGUUUUGAGGAAAUUACAAUAAUGCGCUUAAGUGGAUUGGAAACACUGACCAUAACUUAAAAAAUAGUACCUGAGUUGCCUGGGGAUAUGAGCUACUUGCGGUCCAUUCCCGCAAUAGUAGCCCAGUAGUGUAUUAGAAGCUGGG
Hymenoscyphus albidus is the source of this 4030-nucleotide messenger RNA. Lineage: Eukaryota; Fungi; Ascomycota; Leotiomycetes; Helotiales; Helotiaceae. The record is from the annotation of a GenBank genome assembly.